CCUGGAGCCUAACGACCUGUUCCAUCAGAUUCUGUCUCUAACUAAAGAAACAUGGAGAGCAAUAGUCCCACUGUGGGAACCUUCCAGGUCGGGGACUAUGUGGUGUUUGCGCUUCUGUUUGUGGUCUCCUCAAGUAUUGGGGUCUUCUUCGCCAUCAGAGAGAGGAACAAACCUUCAUCUAAAGAUUUUAUGGUUGGGGGCCGUCAGAUGACUUGCGGGCCGGUGGCGCUUUCCCUCACCGCCAGCUUCAUGUCUGCAGUGACGGUGAUUGGGACCCCAUCAGAUGUGUACAGAUUCGGGGCCUCUUAUAUCAUCUUUGGUGUCGCCUACACAUUUGUGGUGUUUUUCACCGCAGAGCUUUUCCUGCCUGUGUUCUACAGGUCAGGCAUCACCAGUACAUACGAGUAUUUGGAAUUGCGGUUUGGUAAGCUUGUUCGGGUUUCAGCCACUAUAAUUUAUAUAAUUCAAACGAUUCUGUACACUGGAGUGGUAGUGUAUGCCCCUGCUUUAGCUCUGAAUCAAGUGACAGGAUUUAAUCUUUGGGGAUCCAUAUUUGCCACUGGCAUUGUCUGCACUUUUUACUGCACAUUGGGUGGAUUGAAGGCUGUGGUCUGGACAGAUGCCUUCCAGAUGCUGGUGAUGGUGGCCGGGUUCCUCACUGUUCUGAUCCAGGGAGCGAAUAGAGCGGGGGGGAUUGAGACUGUUUGGAAAACAGCUCAUGAAGGAGGCAGAAUGGAAGUCUUUGAGUUGAAAUAUUUUUCCAGCUUUGACGUCAAUCCUCUAAGGCGGCACACGUUCUGGACCCUCACUGUAGGGGGCACCUUCACAUGGUUGGGUAUCUAUGGGGUAAAUCAGUCAACGAUCCAGAGAUGCAUCUCUUGUAAAACAGAAAGUCAUGCACGCUGGGCUCUGUAUCUGAAUCUGCUGGGUUUGUGGAUAAUUUUGUUCUGUGCUGUGACAUCUGGUCUAAUGAUGUACACUUUCUACUCCCAAUGUGACCCCUGGUCAAGUGGAUUGGUCUCUGCACCAGACCAGCUCAUGCCAUAUUUUGUGAUGGAAAUUCUUGGGGCAUUUCCAGGACUGCCUGGGUUAUUUGUCGCAUGUGCAUUCAGUGGAACUCUGAGCACAGUAGCUGCCAGUAUCAAUGCGUUGGCCACGGUAAUGUAUGAGGACUUUGUGAGCCAGUGUUUUGGAGAUCUGUCCAACCGAGCAGCCAACUGGAUCAGUAAAGCACUGUGUGUGGUGUUUGGUGUGGCUUGCACUACUAUGGCCGUGGGUGCUUCAUAUAUGGGAGGAAUUGUGCAGGCGGCCCUCAGUAUCCAUGGCAUGUGUGGAGGCCCAAUGCUGGGCCUGUUUUCUCUUGGAAUCCUGUUUCCUGUCACUAACCUAAAGGGGGCAUUUGGAGGAUUGAUUGUGGGCAUCAGUCUCUCAUUCUGGGUUGGUGUGGGAGCGUUCAUUUAUCCCGCAUCCAGCAAUAACACACAUCCUCUUGAACUCAACACUGCAGGCUGCAACUACAGCAUCUCAGCCGAUGGAUCCAACCAAACAUUACUCACCUCUGACAGACAUUGGCUGGCUGAUUCAUGGUACUCCAUGUCCUAUCUAUACUAUAGUGCAGUGGGCUUUAUUGGCACUAUAGCAGCAGGCCUUCUUAUCACACUGCUGACAGGACCAAUGGACCCCAAAAAGUUGAAGCCAGGAAUGACUCGAUCACUGAAGGACGUGGUCUGCUUCUGCUCCGAGAGAUUCAUACACGCAGAUUUUAGUGAAGACAAAGAGGAUUUGGGAGAAUUUGGCAAGGCAUGGGAGAAACAUCCAGACCAGGAAGGUGUCAUAAAAAUGGAGAUGGUCAAGAGCAGUAAUGAUAACCUGCAGGAGAAUGCUUAUACUAAUGCUACCUUUGACCAUAAUGAAACUAAUCAAGUUCAAGUAAAGCUGUAACUUUUUGAGUUCAGUAUCAUAAAUGUAAAUAGUGGUCAAUGAAGUCAAAGAAUACAUCAGUUAUUUAAUUUAAAAGAUACAAUCAAUAUUUUAUUACAGAAAAGUGUGAUCCAAAUCUAUGUUACAUACAUGUUUUGUACAAAUCCUGUAUGCAUACUGUUAUUCGCGUUACACGUAAACAAUGACAUCAUAAACAAA
This is a messenger RNA of Pimephales promelas (fathead minnow), 2139 nucleotides long. NCBI's taxonomy places the organism in Eukaryota, Metazoa, Chordata, Actinopteri, Cypriniformes, Leuciscidae. The record is from RefSeq and is a predicted model, not a curated record.